ACCAGCUCCAAUACUUUGCACUGUAUUUGCAACAAUUAAGGAUGGCGUGCAUCUGAGAGCUGUGGAAUGUGCAAAAAUGUACUGUCUCCACUUUGGCCGAUGUCCAAUCUCACGUGACUACCUUCGUUAGAUAGAACUAGGUGUGACAUCUGGGACAGCAGAAAAUACUUGUCGAACCGACGUCAGGUGAUCUUCCCCUGAUGGGGUCACAACGCUGUGUUUCUGUGACGGAACUGUUACAUAUCACCCGAGUUCUGCCAGUACGUGAAAUUGGGGGAGGAGGUCGAUCAGUGCACAAGCCAGACACAUUUGAACACAAGCACAGAGCAAUCACAGUCAGCUCAGCCAAUAUCUCAGGGAAGCGCAAUCAAAUUCAUCCAAAUUCCAGUGGCGAUUGCUCCACAAGGAGUACGGCUUCCAUCCGGCACUCAAUUGAUGUUUUUACCUCCUAAGCGCCUUCCGAUAUUGAUGUCUCCGCUAUCUGCUCAACAUUUCACAGUUGAUGCUCCAAAGAUGGGACCUCAACCCAAACCAGAUGUUCUCAUGACCACAGCUGAUGCACAAGGCUUAGCCAAACAGGAAAGACUGUUAAUAUCUCCCCAUUCUCCCAGUGCAAACGUAUCAUGCGUUGAAAGUCAGUUGGCGCACCUAUCCAAUUGGGUUCAGAAGCUACAGAAAUUGCCAGAAGAUCCUGCCGACUAUCCAAACCAGCGCUGCCUGACAGACUUAUAUCCACAGACGGAAGUGUCAAAUAAUGAGAAUAAAAUGUCUGAAUGGACAUCUAACGACAAAAUCGGUUCCAGAAAUGUUACUGCUUUUUUGACCAAAAGCGCGGCGAAUCCGGAAUUUUCUUGCGAAACUGAUCUUGACGGCAACACCAUCCCUGCUCGUCACCGUGGAACUGAAAUGAUCAAUACUAAUAUCGAUGGCUCCAAAGAAUUGUACGCUUCCCGUGUGAUUGCACCUGGUUCUCCAGUAACCCAGCCCAUAUUGGCUUGUCUUCAAGUGACUCAAAAUGAGUUAAUUGAUGUUAAAAAUGAAUUACGAAGCCUGCGAAACUUACAUGCUUCAGCAAUGCUGAAACAAAAAGAGGCGAUCUCAGAAGUAAUGCGCAAAAUACAAGCCACGAUAAUCUGCAAUGAAAAGCUGGAUAUGAGUCCCCUUCAAGCUGCGCGAGCGGAGCUGAACACAAACCUUUCUGUUUACCGGAGAGGAGCUGAAGAAAUUCACUUGUGGCUUCGUGAUCUGGAUAAGACAAUCGAAGAUCUGCGCAUAACUGCACUUUCCAAAAGAUGUAGAGUCAGUCAAACUGAAGCAGAGGUCUUAAAACUGCAACUGAGUCGCGUAAGCCUCAGUUUACUAAAUUUUAAAGAUUAUCUCCCGAACAUCAAUGAACUGUUCAGAACGGUGGCGGAUGCGGAGCUCAAAGUGAUUCAGAACAACAAAAACUACCUGGAAAGUGAAUCUGGUCGCAUAGAACAGGCACUUGAUCGCAUCAGAAAUCUGGCAAAUAUACUGUGCACACUUAAGCGCCUCAGCUCAAUUCAAGAAAACAGCGUUGAUGAACACAUCCCGACUAUUAGAACGGUGAGAGAACCUACGACAGAAGAACGGAAUUUGUUGAUGAAGCAAAUACAAUCUCUUGCCCCUGAUCAUCAAGCAAGGCUCAAGGGAAUUCAGGAGUCGGAAGAGAUGUCAAGUAUUCGCAAACGAAUUUUAAAGUUAGAUGCCACCAGAAAACUUGAGGAACUUGAUACGAUUCCGAAAAUACCAUAUAUGCUGUCUUUGAGCUCCGAGCAUGAUUCAGAUACUCCAAAGUGCACUCCAUUCCACUGGGAAGAAAAUGAAGCAACCCACAUUGAAAGUGAUGACGUUCUGUUGACUAGUCUCCGCCAAGUGUAUCGAUCUGCAUCUACCGGACAGCGUCAGAAAACAACCCACUCAUCAGAACUCAAUCCUGGUGACAAUAGAGCGGAGCGAGGGACACCAGAUGAACACAAGCCUACCAAAAUGUCCAGUCGGCAGAAUCGCCAUUGUGUAUGGGACGAGCAUUCACCAAAUGAACGACCGUUUCUUCUCCGGAAUACGACAAAUAACAAUGACUUCGCCGAGCUGUCGGAGACCACCGGUGCGGAACCACGUAUAAAAGAACUACACAUUUUGCGCACGGAAAGAGCAAAUCAUCUCGCCAAUGCACAAAAUUCAACUAACGUAGCACCCAAUAUUUUGAAGAGAAAACCCGUGACAACGCUGAGAGAAAGCCCAGUAGCACAUCCAGAACACGGUCUUCAGGAUAAUCGACCAUCAAUCAGGCGAAGUCACGUGGUCUUCUCACGAACGGUGCUAGUCAGUGAUGGGACAGAAACGGCGCAAUAUUGCUUUUCAUCUGAAACAGAUGAAGACGGUGAGGAAGAUAGGAGAGGAGAUCCUCAUCCGAACCGUGCAUCCGUUACGCUGGACGACCUCGCACUUGGUCGGACAAGGCAACCAUGGACAGUGGGUCGCGUUAUGAAUCGCAGUAAACAAUACAAACAUGAGUACAAAACACAGUUUACAACAGAUUUCACAACAAAUCAGGGUCCAUUAGAAGAUGGUAUACAUAGCGUAACCAACCGAACAAGUGACAAACCCCAGACCACCCAACAGCAUCAUCACAAAUGUCAAGCCGUGCGUCAUUCCGUGAGGAAAUUCGAUGAAUCAACAUCGAUUCCCUUCAUUUCGUAA
Dicrocoelium dendriticum is the source of this 2724-nucleotide messenger RNA. NCBI's taxonomy places the organism in Eukaryota, Metazoa, Platyhelminthes, Trematoda, Plagiorchiida, Dicrocoeliidae. The record is from the annotation of a GenBank genome assembly.